GUCCAUUGAAAUUCUUGAAAUAUAUGAUUAGCAGCAAUUAAAAGCUAACAGAAGUGGUUGGAAAUCAAAUUCCAUCACUACCUAUUCUGCAGAUCUAUCAACCAAAACUGAAUGCCUCUAGAACCAAUAAUGCACAAGAAUUUUACUGGCCGCUCAUUUCCUAGAAGUUCUCGUGGUGAAAAGGAGGGCAUAGAAAUAGAACUCGAGAAUGGACAAACUGAGGAAGGCGACACGAUCCGCCGCGCCGCGCAGUUACAGUCUCCUCUUACAGAUCAACCAGAACAGAAGCAGAGAAAAGCCACAGCCAAAGAGCCACUCGGCCAGUUUUCUCUCGUCACCCAUUUCCCAUUCCCCAGCCGCUGGAAAAACCUGCAACAAAAAGCGUAAAAGGGCGCGCCAGAGGAUAACGAUCAACGAGAUUUUAUCACCUUCUAUAAACUAUUACCUCGAGUUUCACAACUUCUUGUUCACCACUUUCCCUUUUGAUAUGAACCCUUUUCUUGCCUUCCCUCCUUCCUUCGAACCCUACAAUUCGUUUCUCAACUUGACUUUUUAGAACCAGCAGAAGGGUACUUCGAAUUGGGCAACCCUUUUCCCGGGUUUUUUCUGUCAUCCCCGCCAUCACCAUGGACGUCGCCUCUCGUCCGCUCCACUCUCCGCUUCUCCUCAGUUGUAGAAGACCGUGGAGCUCUUCUUUAUCGCAUUCGUCAACGUUCUCGUCAUAUAGAGGACAGUCCAGCAUAAAGCUUCCAACUUUGACUAGUACCAGUAUCUCUGCUCUAAGUAGUUUUUCAUGCCUUUCAAGGAAGCACACAACUUUGCCUUGGUGUUGUACUUCUGAAGAGCAGUUCAACGCGCCAACGUGUUUCAAUGGUACAAUAUCGAAGCAUACUAAGUUGUUCACACGAAUCGUUGCACAAUCUGAGCUUGCUGGUGUUGGGAUUACAGAUACCGACAUUAAUCCAUCAUCCGGUCUCUCUCUCUCUCCCUCAAUGAAUUUAUUUCGCUGUUUAGUUCUGUGCUUCAAUUCUUGUCUAACUAUUGCCUUUCGGAAUGCAGAGGUUAGUCUGCUCUCGAAAGCCAGAGGAAUUGGCUUCUAUACAGUCACUGCUAUUGCUGCAUUGCUCCUUAUUGUUCUGAUGCUAGUGCAACACCCUCUCGUGCUUUUGGCUGAUCGAUACAGAAGAAAAGCUCAUCACCUUGUUGCAAGUGUCUGGGCAACGAUAACAGUAAACCCAUUUUUCAAAAUCGAGUUUGAAGGAGUGGAGAAUCUGCCACCUUCAGACACACCAGCAGUCUAUGUUUCUAAUCAUCAGAGCUUCUUAGAUAUAUACACUCUCCUCACUCUAGGAAGAAGCUUUAAGUUCAUCAGCAAGACCGCGAUUUUCCUGUACCCGGUUAUUGGAUGGGCCAUGUCCAUGCUCGGUACAAUUCCUCUCAAGCGCAUGGACAGCAGGAGCCAGUUGGAGUGUCUUAAACGAUGCAUAGACUUGGUGAAUAAGGGGGCAUCAGUCUUCUUCUUUCCUGAGGGGACUCGUAGUAAAGACGGUAAAUUGGGUGCUUUCAAGAAAGGUGCAUUCAGCAUUGCAGUGAAAACUGGAGUGCCAGUAGUCCCCAUGACGCUUAUUGGAACCGGAGGGAUCAUGCCUCCCGGAAAAGAAGCCAUCUUGAAUAUGGGUUCUGUGAAGGUUAUCAUUCAUAAGCCGAUACAAGGAAAUGAUGCAGCAGCUCUCUGCGAGGAAGCUAGAACAGUAAUUGCAGGUCCACUUAACCAGCAAAGUUAGCAAGAUAUCUUCCAAUCCUGCCAUCAUUCCAGUCCGAAAGUUUUGGAACUCACUCAACACCAUCAACAGAAGCUUUUUCCAUAGUAGGAAAGGAAAUAACAGAAGCUAUCAAGGCAGGACUGAGAGUCCCAUUUUCUGGAAGUCUGACUGCGGAGUCUGAGAAGUUUGAUUGGGACGAUGUCGAUGUAUAGCCAUUAAUCAUUCUCCGGCCACGGCAGGGUCUGUUCGCAGCAGAUGAUCUCAGCUCCAUUUGAGUCUUCACUCUGCAGGCCAAAGGCUUUCUUGAGCAGCUGGUGAUGAGUAUGGAAUUCUACCAUUGUAUUUCUUUUUGGAAAUUCUUUUGGAAGUGUACUUUCUGUUCCCUUUUGUCAUUUCUUUUUUGGCUUAAAACAAUUUGCAAUUUGUGAAUGGCCAGACUGAGAAAGGAAUCAAGGAAACUAAUAAUGCCAGAAGUGUGGAUACUUGGAAAGAGUAUCCCAUAGUUUGUUUGAUUUCAGACUUUAUUUUGUGAGAUAGGAUAAUCUUAAAAAUUCCAAAUAUGCCAAGAAUUGGCUGUGUUUGUAAC
This is a messenger RNA of Linum tenue, 2349 nucleotides long. The record is from the annotation of a GenBank genome assembly. Lineage: Eukaryota; Viridiplantae; Streptophyta; Magnoliopsida; Malpighiales; Linaceae.